Messenger RNA from Monoraphidium neglectum, 396 nucleotides. RefSeq lists its product as hypothetical. Lineage: Eukaryota; Viridiplantae; Chlorophyta; Chlorophyceae; Sphaeropleales; Selenastraceae. The transcript has a single exon. The annotation marks the transcript as partial. The record is from RefSeq and is a predicted model, not a curated record.
GCUGAUCCUGAUGGCAGCACAGGCUUACAGCAGCACCACCGGCAGGCUCAGCAGCAGCAGCAGCAGCAGCAGCAGCAGAAGCAGGUUCAGGAGCACAAGCAGCAGGAGCAGCAGCAGCCACAGCAGCAGCAGCCACAGGAGCAGCAGGAGCAGCAGGAGCAGCCGCAGGAGCGGCAGCAGGAGCAGCAGCAGGAGCAGCAGCAGGAGCAGCAGCAGCUGCCUCAGGCCAAAAAGGCGUGCGCCAUGUGUGGCAAGUCACAGGGGCGGCUCAAGCGCUGCGCGCGCUGCCUGGGCGAACGCUAUUGCUCGGCUGAGUGCCAGGCGGCGGCGUGGCCCGCGCACAAAGCGGCGUGCAGGGCAGCGGUGCAGCAGGGUGUCGCAGCUGAAACUGGCUAG